AUGGGCGGCCCGCGGGCCUGGGCGCUGCUCUGCCUCGGGCUCCUGCUCACGGGAGGCGGCGCCGCGUGGAGCGUCGGGGGCGCCCCGUUUUCUGGACGCAGGAACUGGUGCUCAUACGUGGUGACAAGAACCAUCUCGUGCCAUGUGCAAAAUGGCACCUACCUUCAGCGAGUGCUGCAGAACUGCCCCUGGCCCAUGAGCUGCCCGGGGAGCAGCUACAGAACGGUCGUGAGGCCCACCUACAAGGUGUUGUACAAGACAGUGACUGCCCGAGAGUGGAGAUGCUGCCCUGGGCAUUCRGGAGUGAGCUGCGAGGAAGUUGCAGGCACCUCUGGCUUCAGGGAGCCCACGUGGGCGGGCAGCACGGUGCGGCGGAUGGCGCUUCAGCCCGCAGCCUUCGCAGGUUGUCUCAACUGCAGCAGAGUGUCCGAGCUGACCGCGAGGCUGAAGGUGCUGGAGGCCAAGGUGGCUGUGCUGACUGUCCCAGGGCGGGCAGUGCCCUCAACGCCGRCUACCCCUGAGGACCCUUCUCCACUCUGGGGCUCCCCAGCUGCCCAGGGCAGCCCUGGAGAUGGAGGCCUGCAGGGGCUACCUGGAACCAGAGAGAGCAUGAGGRCCCUGCCGCUCCCUCAACAUGACCUAGGGGGUCCUCGGGGGCUGCCUGGGCCUACCGGUCCCAAAGGAGAUGCUGGCAGCCAGGGCCCCACAGGGAUGAGAGGCCCACCAGGUCCCCAGGGCCCCCCAGGGAGCCCUGGCCGGGCUGGAGCUGUGGGAACCCCUGGAGAGAGGGGACCUCCAGGACCACCAGGGCCCCCUGGUCCCCCGGGACCCCCAGCCCCUGUUGGGCCAUCCCAGGCCAGGAUCUCCCAGCACGGGGACCCAUUACAUUCCAACACCUUCACUGAGACUAGCAGCCACUGGCCCCAGGGACCCCCAGGUCCCCCUGGUCUUCCAGGGCCCAUGGGUCCCCCUGGACCUCCUGGUCCCACAGGUGUCCCCGGGAGUCCUGGACACAUGGGACCUCAAGGCCCCACUGGACCCAAAGGAGUCCCUGGCAAUCCAGGAGAGAAGGGCGAGAGAGGACUACGUGGGGAGCCUGGCCCCCAAGGCUUCACGGGGCAGCAGGGAGAACCUGGCCCCAAAGGAGAUCCUGGUGAGAAGAGCCACUGGGGGGAGGGGUUGCACCAACUACGCGAGGCUUUGAAGAUUUUAGCUGAGAGGGUUUUAAUCUUGGAAACAAUGAUUGGGCUCUAUGAACCAGAGCUGGGGUCCGGGGCAGGUCCUGCCGGCACAGGCAUCCCCAGCCUCCUUCGGGGAAAGAGGGGAGGACACACAGCCAACUACAGGAUCGUGGCCUCUAGGAGCCGGGACAAGAGAGGCUGAGAGCGGUGGUGGCCCCUCGGGGUGGACCACACCAGUUUCCCUUCCUAGACUGGAUGAAGCCAGCUCCUCCAGAGACUGCCAGUUCCUAUUUAUUGGUGUCCUCAGGGUCUCUUCUGCCACCUAGGCCUCAGAGGUGGGCAGAUCUCAGCUCUGGAGCCCUGUGCGUGGCUGAGACACAGCAGCGACUGGAGCCUUAGAGGAAAGGGACAGCCUAGGCAAGAGGUGAGGUCUCACUUGAUAAAGGGCCUGCUCCUCCCCUCUGUAAGAUGGGGUGACACAGGCCUCCGAGGAGAGGGCACAGGCACGAGGUCUCUGGUCUCUUGCCAGCUGGCYAAGCCUCCAUGCGAAGGCACUGUGGAGGCCAGAAACUGGUGCGUGGCCAGGCCUCCCACCCACAGGGACGCUGGCUGGGCAGUCUCCACCUCCCUCCUCAGCCACACUUCGGGGAGCUCCCCAGGAUCCCUCCUCUCAUUGUCUCCUGGUGCUGGGUUCCUAACCUCGAGGCCAGGCUGCCCAAUCUCUAACUGGUUGGUUGGGGGGUCUUUGCCUCAGUUCUGCCUCCUGAGCCCCCACCCCCUCCCGGGGCCCAGGUCAGAGAAGGGGCUGCCUGCUCUCACAAGUGCCUGUGACAGACACUGGGAGGUAGAUAUGU
Molecule: messenger RNA, 2035 nt
Organism: Urocitellus parryii (Arctic ground squirrel)
Lineage: Eukaryota; Metazoa; Chordata; Mammalia; Rodentia; Sciuridae
Gene: Emid1
Product: EMI domain containing 1
Molecular function (GO): protein binding
Source: RefSeq, a predicted model, not a curated record